AAGUCCAAGCUGAUUUAUGAUUUAUGUUGCUUGCCCUCGUAAAAUGAACCAAAUAAAUUAUCAAUUUUUACAUUUGGGCCUUGAAUAGCUAGAAAUUUUAGGAUCCAAAAAUUAACUCAUUCCAUCAAACCCUCAUAUACUUUCACCAAACUCCGAUCACUUUCCCCAAUCACCACCAAUCUCCGUAGCAUAUUCUCCGCCCAACAAUGUUCCGUCACAGUUCCCGAUUCCUCACUAGAGCCGCCACCAGCACAAUGCGGUGGCGCCGCCCAUUCUCAUCCACCGAUCUCCCGGCGGAGUCCGUCGCCGAUUCCAAAUUCGCCGAAGCAUGGACCAAAGCAAUUCCCAAUGUUGACCCACCGAAAACUCCAUCUGCUUUCAUGACUCCUCGACCGCCUACUCCGUCAUCGAUUCCGUCAAAGCUCACUGUCAAUUUUGUCCUUCCCUACUCUUCUGAACUGUCGGGUAAAGAGGUUGACAUGGUUAUAAUCCCUGCUACGACGGGACAGAUGGGUGUUUUACCUGGGCAUGUGGCAACAAUUGCUGAGCUGAAACCUGGUGUCUUGUCAGUUCACGAGGGCAGCGAUGUGAACAAGUACUUUGUGAGUGGUGGAUUUGCAUUUGUUCAUUCAAAUUCUUAUGCGGAUAUAAUUGCUAUUGAGGCUGUACCUCUUGACCGCAUCGACCCCAAUUUGGUUCAAAAGGGCCUCACUGAAUUCACUCAGAAGCUAAGCACUGCAUCAACCGAUGUAGAAAAAGCUGAAGCCCAGAUUGGAGUUGAUGUACACAGUGCCCUUAAUGCUGCUCUCACUGGUUAAGCAAAUAGCAAUAUGAUCGUUGUCGUUGGCGAACUUUCUUUUUUCCUUUGUAUCUGAUAGACUACUUCACCCUUUUUGCAUAAGCUGAUGAUGAUGAUGAUUUCUAUUUCCAAGUCCUACAUUACUUGAAUAAAUGCUUCAAACAAGGUUUCUUUACAUGUCUGUUUUGCUGCUAUCUAAGCUGUAUGUUAAACUACAGUAAUGAGAAUAGAUUGUUCAAAAAGAA
This is a messenger RNA of Capsicum annuum, 1044 nucleotides long. RefSeq names its product ATP synthase subunit delta', mitochondrial. The record is from RefSeq and is a predicted model, not a curated record. Gene Ontology annotation, molecular function: proton-transporting ATP synthase activity, rotational mechanism. Gene Ontology annotation, biological process: proton motive force-driven ATP synthesis. The coding region runs from base 207 to 818 and encodes 203 amino acids. The transcript has 2 exons. NCBI's taxonomy places the organism in Eukaryota, Viridiplantae, Streptophyta, Magnoliopsida, Solanales, Solanaceae.